UGCUCAUGCAGAUGUAAUAAGAACGGGGGCGCGGGAGCCGGCGGCCUUCAUGUCCUGCUUCCCGAUCUCCGAAAGAGCCCGUUAACCUGGAGGGGGGGGUGUGGGAGGGGUGUGGUGUGCAGCCCUCCAAAGGAAAGGGCCAGCCGGGGACAUCAGAUUGCCCAGAAGCAGGAGGCCGCAAAGAAACGUAGAUUGACCUAUGUUGAAACUCAGUCUUGGCAGAAGAAUGGCAAGAAAAAAGUGAUGGACUUUUUCUCCUUUUGGCAAUUGCCACAUCCACUUUCAGAGAGGGAAGAAGAAUUUGUUUUAAUGCUUAGAAUUAGAAUAACUUCCACUAAGUAAAUGGACAGCCGAGGGAUACUCCAGUUAUGGAAUAUUAGUAGCCAGAGCACCACCACAAUUGACUGUAGGGAAACACAUUAGCACAAAGUGCUGGUUCCACUUGAAUUUUAAUUCCACAUCAAAGAAUUUGCAAGAGAAGAGAGUGGCUCUUCACUUGGAUCAGGCGAGCAUUUGAAGAGGACUCACAAGGGAUAUUCCAUGGGAGAAAAGCACUUGAAAUACCCCAAUCUUGGGGAGAGCUUUCGGAGCAGCUCAGAUCUCUUUGACCAUCAGCAAGCCCAUGCAGCAGCAGACAAGCUGUACAAAUGUCUGGAGUGUGGGAAAUGUUUCACUCAUAGUAAGAACUUCAGCACUCACCAGAGAAUACACACUGGAGAAAAACCAUACAAAUGUCCUGAAUGUGGGAAAAGGUAUGGUGCCAGCUCAACCCUUAGCAGGCAUCGAAAAAUCCACAUGGAAGAAAAGCCUUAUACAUGCCCAGACUGUGAGAAAAGUUUCAGUUACAAAGCAGACCUUAUCAAACACCACAGAGUUCACACAGGGGAAAAACCUUAUGUCUGUGGAGAGUGUGGGAAAAGCUUUAGUCAAAGCUCAAACUUCGUUACACAUCAGAGAAGCCACACAGGAGAGAAACCUUAUGAAUGCCCUGACUGUGGGAAAAGCUUCACUGUAAGUUCGAGCCUGAUUGAACAUCAGCGAGUCCACACAGCUGAGAAACCCUUUUUAUGCACCGAAUGUGGUAAGAGCUUCAAUCGGAACUCACAUCUCAAUGUGCACCAGCGUAUUCAUACAGGAGAGAGGCCCUUCCAGUGUCCCGAUUGUGGGAAAGGCUUCACGAUACUUUCCACCCUUAGUAAACAUCAAAGAAUUCACACAGGAGAAAAACCUUAUAAAUGCCCCAAAUGUGAACGGAGCUUUAGGGUGAGCUCGAUUCUGACACAGCAUAUUAGAAUACACACAGGAGAGAAGCCAUACAUUUGCUCUGAUUGCGGGAGAAGCUUCAGUCAAAAAUCACCCCUCAUUGCUCACCAGAAACUUCAUGCUCGUCAGAAAGCCCCAUAGAUAAUUGGUCAGAGACACAAUAAUGUAAUUGAGAAGUUAUUUAUCACAGUGAUUGAUCAUGGAUUGGGAUAUAGAGGGUAAAAAAAGGGUAGGGAUAGAAAAUGAACAGACAUUUGCUAUCCUAUGUGGAUGUUAAUGUGCUUUUUAAAAAAUCACAUCCACUGAUUUCCUUAUUUCCUUAAAACCUACUUUAUUUGGUUGAGAAGCUUCAGGAAAGCAGCUCUGUAGUGCUGCAGAGCCCUCUGAAAAUCAACACACAGUCAAGCUGUGAAUUACGACUUUGGGUUGCCAUAAGGAUAAUGGGAACUAGAAUUUGCUUAUUUUGGGGAGGAGGUUAUUGCACAGAUAAAUUUUGUACUCAGACAGUCUUUAAUAUUCAUGGAUGUACAUGCUUUUAAAUCCUUUACCUGCUCCAUGAAAUUAACAAAUGGGAGAGAUUCUUUUGACACUUUUUUGACAGCUGAAAUACUGAUAUCACGAAAUCAGAAGGAUACGCACUUACUUCCUACAAUGCAAUGGACUGAGGACCUUACAUAUGGCAUAUAGAUGCCAACUUCAGAUGGAUACUUAUUUGGAUAUUUGGUCUGUUUUUGUAGAAGCAUAUGUAUAACUGCUAGAAAGCUGUAAGCAUUUAAUACAAGUCCAUGUUCAUAUAUAAAAACGUAAAAAUAAAAAAUUUAAAAAGUUUUUUUCCAUACACCCCAA
This is a messenger RNA of Varanus komodoensis (Komodo dragon), 2109 nucleotides long. RefSeq names its product zinc finger protein 239-like. Gene Ontology annotation, biological process: negative regulation of transcription by RNA polymerase II. Lineage: Eukaryota; Metazoa; Chordata; Lepidosauria; Squamata; Varanidae. Gene Ontology annotation, molecular function: DNA-binding transcription repressor activity, RNA polymerase II-specific. The record is from RefSeq and is a predicted model, not a curated record. The coding region runs from base 541 to 1404 and encodes 287 amino acids. The transcript is spliced from 2 exons.